Molecule: messenger RNA, 2459 nt
Organism: Lepisosteus oculatus (spotted gar)
Lineage: Eukaryota; Metazoa; Chordata; Actinopteri; Semionotiformes; Lepisosteidae
Gene: slc16a8
Product: solute carrier family 16 member 8
Biological process (GO): transmembrane transport; monocarboxylic acid transport
Cellular component (GO): plasma membrane
Molecular function (GO): monocarboxylic acid transmembrane transporter activity
Source: RefSeq, a predicted model, not a curated record
GAGAGGGAGGGCAGGGAGAGAGCUGUUCAGAGAGCUGAGCCGGAGGAGCAGGGACAGCCUUCAUCCCCGGGAAGACUCUGGAAGGGGCUGGCUUGUGUUUGGAAGCUGGGCUCCGGAUUCGCACCAUGGACCCCAGGACAGCGGAGGAGCAGCGGCCCUGACUGGACUAUCGCUCCAGCCGCCGGAGGCUGAAAAGGGGGCAGCGCGGCUCCUGGCCCUGACCGCAGCUCUGUCCGGCUGCACCGAGACCGAAACACAGGGACAGGCGGCCGCACGUGGGAGGAGUCGGGGCGACCGGCAGGGCGAUGGGCGCGAGGGGUCGGAGGGCGGCGGCGGCGGCGGGGCCCCCGGAUGGCGGCUGGGGCUGGGUAGUGCUGCUCAGCUGCUUCGUCGUCACGGGCUUCUCCUACGCCUUCCCCAAGGCGGUGAGCGUCUACUUCAAGGAGCUGAUGAAGGACUUCGGUGUGGGCUACAGCGACACGGCCUGGAUCUCCUCCAUCAUGCUGGCCAUGCUGUACGGCACCGGCCCCGUCUCCAGCAUCCUGGUCAACAGGUUCGGCUGCCGCCCCGUGAUGCUGCUCGGGGGUCUCCUGGCGUCGGCUGGCAUGGUGGCCGCCUCCUUCACCACCAACAUCAUCCAGCUCUACCUCUCCGCCGGGGUGCUCACAGGUCUGGGCCUGGCCCUGAACUUCCAGCCCUCCCUCAUCAUGCUGGGCAGCUACUUCGACAAGCGCCGCCCGCUGGCCAACGGGCUGGCGGCCGCGGGCAGCCCCGUCUUCCUGACGGCGCUCUCCCCGCUGGGGCAGGUGCUGCUGGACCGCUACGGCUGGCGGGGGGGCUUCCUCAUCAUGGGGGGGCUGCUGCUGAACUGCUGCACCUGCGGGGCCGUGAUGAGGCCCCUGGGGUGCCGUGGCGGGGGGCGGGAGGGGGCGGCCCCCCAGGAGCUGAAGGAGAUGCUGCCGUCCAAGGGCGGGGCGGAGGGCGGGAGGGCCGGGAAGAGGAGCGACCGGAAGAGCAGGAGGAAGCUGCUGGACUUCAGCGUCUUCCGCAACCGGGGCUUCGUGGUCUACGCCGUGGCCAAGUUCGUGACCGUGCUGGGGCUGUUCGUGCCCCCCAUCCUGCUGGUCAACUACGCCAAGGACCAGGGGGUGCCUGACCGGGAGGCGGCCUUCCUGCUGUCCAUCAUCGGCUUCAUCGACAUCUUCGCCCGGCCCACCUGCGGCGUCAUCGCCGGGCUCCGCUGGGUGCGGCCCAGGGUCGCCUACUUCUUCAGCCUGGCGCUGCUGUUCAACGGGCUGACGGACGUGUGCUCCGCCCGGGCCACGGACUACCGGGGCCUGGUGGUCUUCUGCGUCUUCUUCGGCGUCUCCUACGGCAUGGUGGGCGCCCUGCAGUUCGAGGUGCUCAUGGGCAUCGUGGGCUCCUCCGCCUUCCCCAGCGCCCUGGGGCUGGUGCUGCUCAUCGAGGCCGUGGCCGUGCUCAUCGGGCCCCCCUCCGCAGGCCGGCUGGUCGACGCCUUCAACAAUUACGAGCUGAUCUUCUACAUGGCCGGCGGCGAAGUCAUCGCUGCCGCGGUCAUCCUCAGCGUGGCCUCUUACUGCUGCGUGGGGCGGGGCCAGCGCUCCCGGGACCCGGCCAAGGGGGCGGGGACAGACAGGGAAGCGGACUCCCCAUUGGCAGACGGCAACAACGCCCACCGAAACCACUCCUCCUCUGAGCUGGCCCCCCCCAGUCGUCAGGAGGACCUGGCCCAGGGGGGAGGGGCCUUGCGGGAGGAGGAGAUGGGGUUAAACAUGGAGUGCCCGGUGCAGAGAGAGAGCUUCUGAGGUUCUUCUCCGAUACUGCACUUAGCCAGUAACGUCUUGCAAUAAACUCACUGCCCUUGUGAAAAAAAUCAAGUCUCGUCUUAAAAGGUAUUAUAAACGUCUUGCAUUUUCCCUCUGCUGUUAAAUGCUCUAUAUAGAGUGCCUAUCGCAUCUAGACCUCUCUCCUCCGACUGCACUGUCUCAAUAUGUGGACUGAGCCCAGAAAGCCUGAAUUAAAACUAAAAACAAAAGCCUCCUUCUGGGCACCUCCUCCUCUAUCUUCAUGUCUCGGGCGCUGUCCCCAGUCCUCGCCGCGUCGGGAACAACUGGACAGUGCCGUGGACUGUGGGGGUGCGAGGGGUGGCAGACUGCUCUCAGGGUGGACGUACUCCAGUUGUUCACCUUAUAGAGGCUCGUGAAGGCAUGAGCUACAGCCGGUCCUGCUGUACAGUACUAUUCUACUUGCAUAUGCUUGUGUGCUGUACAGCUCUGUUCUCUUGUGUUACUGCAGCACCAAGCCUUGGGUAGGGGUGCGUGAGGGGUGUUAGUGCUGUACUGUUAUAGGCACGAUGAAUUAUUCAGAUUAUAGACUCUCUUUUCUGUGGAAAUAAAUCGGUGUACACUUCAGGCUCCCUCACUGACAAUGUCAGAAAC